AUGCCUAGAUCUAACCAAACCAUAAUCAUCAAAGUCAAUGUCUUUGGCACAAAGGACAACGAAGACAAAGAUGUUCCUGUUGAAAAGACAUUACGUGCUAAGAGAGAGGACUUCUUAUCCAUCAAUUCAAAAGAUUCCUUGGCUGAAUAUAUCACUACCAAAUUGUCAGAAUUGUUCCCAAACCAGGCUACUUCCUUGACUUUUACAAGAAAGUCGAAGAAGCACAAAUGCUUUAUCCCCUUAGACGAUGAAGAGGAUUUUAAAUCUCUCGCUAGAAGUUUGAAAGUUAAGAACCACGUGAAAUUGAAUGUUCAAGUGUCAUCUCCAUUGCCUCCUCAAGCAUCUUCUAUUCCAACAACUGAACUGAGAUCCUUGCCAAUUUCAUCAAUUGAUUUCGCAAAGUUGGGAGACGCAUUGCUUGAAGCAACUUUGGAACAUUUCAAGGAUUUCUUCAUUGAACCAAGACAUAAAGUAGCUGGUGCAGAGAAGGAGGAAGCUGCUAACGCUGCACCUGCUGCCACGGCAUCUGCAUCCACCUUGAACGGUGCUUCAUCACACCAAAAUAGCUCAGAAGUUGAAGAGGAAGUUGUUGUGCACGAGAAUAUCGCUUGUGAUAAUUGUUCUCCAGACGACUUUAUUCCACUCAAGGGAGUUAGAUAUAACUGUUUAGUUUGCCAAAACUAUGACCUUUGUUCCGAUUGCGAGAGCAGACAACAGGCUGGAAAGUUGACUUAUGGAUCCCAUUCUCACUUGCAUCCAAUGGCAAAAAUUACUACACCAGCAACCUUUACGAGAGGUUUUUGCAACGGUAAAUUCAAGGUCAAUGAUAUGGAACCUCAUGGAAGACACCACGCCUUUCCCAACACGGGACCUAAUGACAUUGUUUAUGACAUUCCUUUGUCGAGUUGCUCUGGUGAUAAUAGGGCUAGAUUAGAAACCCUUCUUCAAUCGAAAGGAUUCGAACGUUUUAUCGAUGAGGUUGAUGGAAUUAUUGGCAGGAGCGACAAAUAUUCACAGCUUUCAGACAUUUUGAAAGCAAAUGGUUUGACAUUCUCCACCGAAGACCAAAAGCACGAGUAUUUAGAAGAGUGUAUCGAGGAUUACUUGUUGAAGAAAGCUUUCACUGAGUCACAGAAUGAACAACAGGUUGAAAGUGAUAACGAGAAAGAAGAAGCAAAUGGCGAUGCUGUCAUCAGUUUGAACUUGGGAACUGCAUCGACAAAGCUGUCGCUUCAGUUGAUCAACAAGUCUGAUAUUACAAUCGAUAGUGGUGACUUCACAAUCAAACUUGUUGAUGCUAACCAAAAAGAAUACUCAACCACCUGUAAGUCUGCCGUUGUGAAACCUGGCCAAGUGAAGUUUUACAAAUUAGGUACUGUGCCUCCAGAAUUUGUACUCGAUGAUGGAACAAAAUUGCUAGUUGAAGCGCCCAAUGUUAUUAUGACAAGUUUGAAUGCUGAAAGCAAUGAGUUCCAAAUGGCUAUUAUGGUCAAAAAAUCUCAAAAAGAACAAUCUGAGACUGUUACAGAGAUAGAGUCAUUUACAAGUAGCUCAGAUGGCUUGUCUGUCAAUGAGAAGAAGGAAAUGACUGAAUUUUCAAAGCCUGGAACUAGUAAUGGUGAUAUUACUGUGUCCUAUAAGAUGCAAUCGGGAAUGAUUAUGAAUCUCGAAUUGCAGAACAAUUCAAGCACUAAUUUCAGUUGCAAUGAUUUAAAGAUUGAAGUUUAUGAACAAGAGGAAAAAGUUCUGGAGCUGGUCAUCCACAGGGCUCAUGGUAUCAAGCCAGGUUGCUUAACCAAAGCCAACAUCAUUUUGAAAAAUCAAGUCACUAAAUAUCCACUUCAUUUUGACUUCCAAACUAAUGACAAUAGAGCAACAUGCAGCUUUUCAGAAGGUCAACGCCAAUCUACCUUGUUAUUUUUGUAUGAAGAGGCAGAUACUAAAGCAAGUACUUCGAAGGAGAUGACCGAACACUCAGACCGAAAUGAAGCCUCAAGACUGGCCUCAGAGCUUCAAUCUUCCUCCUACCACUCAGUGGUGUUGCCCGUCUUGGCACGUGAAAGUGUAGACUUGUCCGAAUUUAUGGAUGCCAAUAGUGGAUCUACAGUCGAUGAGAGUGAUAAUGCAGAGUAUGAUGUAUUGGAAGAUGACGAGAUUGAUUCUGAAUAUGAGAUUCUCUCUUUAGCUAGCACUGACUCCUUUUAG
This is a messenger RNA of Lodderomyces margitis, 2205 nucleotides long. RefSeq lists its product as uncharacterized. Lineage: Eukaryota; Fungi; Ascomycota; Pichiomycetes; Serinales; Debaryomycetaceae. The transcript has a single exon. Gene Ontology annotation, molecular function: zinc ion binding. Gene Ontology annotation, cellular component: plasma membrane. The coding region runs from base 1 to 2205 and encodes 734 amino acids. The record is from RefSeq and is a predicted model, not a curated record.